Molecule: messenger RNA, 1886 nt
Organism: Prosopis cineraria
Lineage: Eukaryota; Viridiplantae; Streptophyta; Magnoliopsida; Fabales; Fabaceae
Exons: 9
Coding region: 446-1552 (368 amino acids)
Biological process (GO): protein methylation
Cellular component (GO): nucleus
Molecular function (GO): protein methyltransferase activity
Source: RefSeq, a predicted model, not a curated record
UCUUCCUUCGUCCGUUGCACCGCUCGCGCCAGCCGCUAUCAAAUGCUUGUUUUUUUCUUUUGAUUUUCAAAUCUUAUUUGCCAGGGACAUUUUGAUCUUUUAACAACAAAACAAUAAUGACACAAAGGGAACUCAUUUUUCGAAACUCUCCAACUGCCUUUUAGCAAUUAAUUUGCUUGUCAGGAUUUUUUUUUUUUUGACAAUUUGACCUCGUAUAUUAUUUAUACAAGAAAAACUAAAAAAUGUUUGGGUUAGUCUGUAAAAUCAGUGAGAUUACUCGCCAUAGCCAGCAGUCGGCAUCUCAUGUUUCAUGCUCAGGCGUCGUUUUAAAUAAGUUGCCGUUUUAUAUGAUUAGUGACGUCAAAGAGCUGAGGGAUAAUCAACUGCGGAUUGACGAAGAAAAAUCAGAACUCGAAGGAAAUUUUCGAUCUUUGCCUUUGUGACGAUGGUGAGUGGAACUUACUCUUCAGCUCCGCCGUCGUCAAUGGAAGAAGAAACGCAAGACGUCUUAACGAAGGAAAACGACGGCGAUGGAGAGGAAAAGGAGGAGCAGGUGAUGAGCGAGGUUCACCUAGGUUGUCCACCUGGUUUCUCCGGACCCUAUAUAUCCCAUUUCACCAUUUGUCUCCCCCACGAUGUUGCUCACAACAGACACAGUCAUGAGUUGCAAGAUGAAGCAAUAGCAAGUCCAGUUAUGGAGUUGGAUGAAGAUGGUGACCUUGUUCUUCCUCGACGUGCCCUUAGUUCAGAGGUUCCAAGUGAUAGCUGUAGUUUGAGUAUCCAACAUAAUAUCACAUCAUCAAUUCCAAACGUUGGUCUGCAGAUUUGGAGAGCAGAAUUAGUAUUAUCUGAUUUUGUACUGCACAAAAUAGUAUCUUCGCCAGAAUUUCAUGGAGUGAUAGCAUUGGAGCUUGGUGCUGGGACUGGCAUGGUUGGCUUAUUGCUUUCACGUUGUGCGAAUACAGUAUUCCUAACAGACCAUGGCAAUGAAAUACUUGAGAACUGUGCUAAGAAUGUUCAGCUUAAUGCUGGAUUACUGAAUUGUGAAGCUGCAAUUUGUGUGCGUGAACUUGAUUGGUUCAAUGGCUGGCCUCCUGAAGCAAGCAUAGAAGAGGCUCCUUUCAGUCAGGGUUUUUCUUGGACCUCUAGGGAGAUUGAACAAGCAGAGAAUGCUUUGUUUCUGCUGGCUGCUGAUGUUAUUUAUAGUGAUGACCUGACUGAUGCAUUUUUCAGUACCUUAAAGAGAUUAAUGUCAAGGGGCUCGAGGAAGGUGUUGUACAUGGCGCUGGAGAAGCGCUACAACUUCAGUCUUUCUGACCUUGAUGUUGUUGCAAAUGGUUAUUCGCAUUUUCGUAGUUAUCUCAAGGAUGAUAAUGAAAUGGAAUGCCCUGGCUCCGAGCCCAUGCCUUAUUUUGUGGGGAAGCAUAUUGACAUUGCUCAAAUUCCACAAUACGUGAGAGAGUAUGAAAGAGGACAUGAUGUUGAGCUUUGGGAGAUCAAAUGCUGUACGCCAAAACAUAGUUCUGGACCAGAGAUAUUCAUGGCGGACUGAGGAUGCAUUAAACUCCUGACUUCUGUGCCCAUUUUAGCAGGCUCCCUAAUGAAAAUAGUUGUUCCUUUCUCACUUGUGCGUUCACUUUCAGAAGACAACUAGAUAUGUUCCCGACUAUUGUGUGGAAUCUUGAGAAAAGGAAAUUGUGUGGCAUGUUCAAAAAGCUACAAUAGAAAGACUUGUUUGGCAAGUUGGGAUUAUUAUUAUGAUUAUUAUUUUCAGGAAAUUGGAACGAAAUAAGGAAAAGGAAGGAGCCUUUGAUGAAAUGGAAUUUUUGGGCCCAAAAAUAGUGCUGGUCUCAAUUUUUUUGUCUACAAAGUUCGGUUUCAAUUUA